Rhineura floridana is the source of this 5773-nucleotide messenger RNA. RefSeq names its product eukaryotic translation initiation factor 4 gamma 1 (gene EIF4G1). Lineage: Eukaryota; Metazoa; Chordata; Lepidosauria; Squamata; Rhineuridae. The transcript has 33 exons. Gene Ontology annotation, cellular component: eukaryotic translation initiation factor 4F complex. The record is from RefSeq and is a predicted model, not a curated record. Gene Ontology annotation, molecular function: mRNA binding; translation initiation factor activity; protein binding. Bases 303 to 5144 code for a protein of 1613 amino acids.
GUGUCUCUGCAGUGCAACAGACUCUGCGAUCUGACACCACUGCCAGCUCCCGGCACUCAUGUUCCUGGCCUUCCCAGGGUGGGGGCGGGGGGCUGUCCCCUGCCUUGCCCAUGUUUGGCGAGUCCGACCCUCCCUGCAGUGCACUAGCAGGUUUGCAGGCUGAUAGUCUGUCCCCCCCCCCCGGUCAUUUCCCCAAAGCCUGGCAGAUGAAAAGUCUCAGCUGUUUGCCAAACUGGCCGGGUUUCCCCCCCCUCCCUACUUAGGGCAGGUAGCAAAGGGAUCCUUAUGCAGCACCACGUGAAAUGAACAAAACUCCACAGCCCUCAGGAGGAACCCCAUCAGCCCCACACCCCUCCCCUUCUCCUGGACUGCCACAGCAGUCAGCAUUUCCUCCUGGCCAGACGGCACCUGUGGUUUUUAACCCAGCGCAAGCUACCCAAAUGAAUACGCCUUCCCAGCCUCGACAGUUUCCAGCAGGGCCUCGUUCUUUACAUCAGCAGCAUUUCUACCAGAGCAGGGCUCAGCCUCCGACAAGUGCUUCCCGGGUGCAGAGUAACACGUCGGCUCGGCCUGGCCCACCCACUCAUGUUUAUCCAGCUGCUUCCCAGGUGAUGAUGAUCCCCUCACAGAUCUCCUACCCUGCUUCGCAAGGCUACUACAUCCCUGGACAGGGCCGUUCCACAUACGUUGUUCCAACUCAGCAGUAUCCUGUUCAGCCAGGUGCCCCCAGCUUCUACCCUGGAGCCAGCCCCACAGAAUUUGGCACCUAUGCUGGUGCGUAUUACCCUGCCCAGAGUGUGCAGCAGUUCCCUGCUGCCCCGGUCAUGAUGAAUACACAGCAACCAAUUCCGCCAAAGCGAGAGCGCAAGACGAUCCGAAUACGAGAUCCAAAUCAAGGUGGCAAGGAUAUCACAGAGGAAAUAAUGUCCGGCGCUAGAACUUCCUCUACCCCUACUCCUCCACAGGCUGGAAGCGGUCCAGAGCCACAGGCCAACGGAGAGACAUCCCAUGUAGCAGUUAUUGUCCGGCCAGACGAUCGUCCCAAGGCUGGCCCGGUAGUAAGUAAACCAGUUUCCUUGGAGACUAGUAAAUCGGCAUCCCCGUCGCCCCCGCCGCCCCUUAUAGCAGAGGCAGAGACUGCCCUGCCAGCCGCUGUGACGCUGGUGCACGCGGAGAGCCCCAUUGCAGUGGACACUACAGAGGAGCCGCCUGAGGUCCCCGUUGAUAUAUUUGAACCCGUUAGCACCACCACUACAGUGCCAGGGGCCACCGUGCUCCCUAACGAAGCCCCUGUCUUGGACACAGAGUCUCAGGAGGAGGCAGCUGCUAGCCCAGUUUCGGAGCUUCCUCCACAGACACUCCCUACAGAAAUGCCGGUGGCCGAAGAAACAAUACUAGUGGAGACAGUGACUGACCAACAGGAGGCUCCUCGUUCAGAGGAGCUUCCUCCUGUUCCUCUGCCCGGUUCUCCCCCUACCCCCCCACCUUCACUGGAGGAGGUCUCUGAGGGGGUUGAGUCAAACGGGGUGUUAGAGGGAGAAACACUGGAGCCCACGCCUGAGGCCCAUGUGUGCCAGCCCGAGCCCACCAUGGAGUCCCCCAUUGCUCAGCCCGAGGAACUGGCUAUACCUUGCGGGUUGGAGCCCGUAGAGAAGGAGGUAGCCGAAGAGCCCGAGGAGCUGCCCGAGUCAGACAUGAGCCCCAUCUCUGAGCCCGAGGAGGUGAAGGCUGAGGAGGUGGUAGCCCCACUGGCCACGCCUCCCGUGGAAGAGGAAGAGGAAGAGGAGGAGCCAGAGCAAGAGGAAGCGGAAUGUGAGGAGCCGGCCGAGGUGGCAGAGCAGAGUGCCCAGCCAGCAGAUGCACCCUCGGAGGCAGUGGAGGUGACCACGCAAGUAGCCGUAUCGGUGCCAAAGAAAAAGCGGAAGUUGAAGAACCUGAACAAGAAGGACGCUGUGGGGGACCUGCUGGAUGCGUUCAAAGAGGCCAGUGAGGGUGGCUCAGAGACGGAAAACAAGCCCCCUGUGCCAGCCCAUGAGCCCGAGGAGCCGGCCCCCGCUCGCUCCCAGGAGGAGGCUGAGGAGACAUGGGAAGAGAAGGAAGAUAAGAUGGACCCUGAGAAAGUCAAGCAGGCGGAUCAGAAGUACCGCUACAAGGAAGAGCAGUGGAAGCCACUGAACCCAGAAGAGAAGAAGCGAUACGACCGAGAGUUCCUCCUGGGCUUCCAGUUCAUCUUUGCCAGCAUGCAGAAGCCUGAAGGGUUGCCCCAGAUCAGUGAUGUGGUCUUGGAAAAGGCAAAUAAAAUGCCCCUGCGUGCCCUGGACCCUGUGCGCCUGAGCACCAUGAAUUCUGGACCGGACUUCACACCCUCCUUUGCCAACCUGGGCCGCCCAACCCCACCCAACCGUGGACCGCCUGCGGGGCCAGGACAACGCCGGUCCCAGCAAAGCCUGCGGAAGGAGCCCCGGAAGAUUAUUGCCACGGUGUCCCUGAAUGAAGAUAUCAAGCUCAACAAGGCUGAGAAGGCCUGGAAGCCCAGCAGCAAGCGAGCGAGCGAAGCAGAAGAUCCUGAAAAUAUAAAAACUCAGGAGCUAUUCCGGCGUGUGCGUAGCAUUCUGAACAAGCUGACACCACAGAUGUUCCAGCAGCUGAUGAAACAGGUCACAGAACUCUCCAUCGACACAGAGGAACGCCUGAAGGGCGUCAUUGACCUCAUUUUCGAGAAGGCCAUCUCCGAGCCAAACUUUUCCGUUGCCUAUGCCAACAUGUGCCGUUGCCUUAUGGGGCUGAAAGUCCCCACUACUGACAAGCCGGCUGUGAUGGUCAACUUUCGCAAGGUACUCCUGAACCGGUGCCAGAAAGAGUUUGAGAAGGACAAGGAUGAUGAUGAGAUUUUUGAGAAGAAGCAAAAGGAGAUGGAUGACACGGCUGGUCCUGAGGAGAGAGCUCGUCUGAAAGAGGAACUGGAUGACGCCCGGGACAAGGCCCGGCGGCGUUCUCUGGGCAACAUCAAGUUUAUCGGGGAGCUCUUUAAGCUGAAGAUGCUGACAGAAGCCAUCAUGCACGACUGUGUGGUGAAACUGCUCAAGAACCACGACGAGGAGUCGCUUGAGUGCUUAUGCCGGCUACUCACCACCAUUGGCAAGGACCUGGACUUUGAAAAGGCCAAGGUAUUGCCUUACCCGCCUCGGAUGGACCAGUACUUCAACCAGAUGGAGAAGAUAAUCAAGGAGAAGAAAACAUCCUCACGUAUCCGCUUCAUGCUACAGGAUGUGAUUGACCUCAGACGGAACAGUUGGGUGCCAAGGAGAGGGGACCAGGGCCCCAAGACCAUUGACCAGAUCCACAAGGAAGCUGAGAUGGAGGAGCAUCGUGAGCACAUUAAAGUGCAGCAGCUGAUGUCCAAGCAGGAUAAGAGGAGAGGGCCUCCAGGCCCAUCUGCAGGUGGGCGGGGGAGCCUCGUUUCAGAUGACGGCUGGAACACCGUUCCCAUCAGCAAAGGCAACAGGCCGAUUGAUACCAGCAGGUUAACAAAAAUCACGAAGCCAGGUUCAAUCGACACCAGCAACCAGCUCUUUGCUCCUGGUGGGCGGCUAAGCUGGGGAAAAGGCAGCAGUGGUGGUUCAGGUGCCAAGCCGGCUGAACCAGCUUCGGACUCCAACCGACCAGCCACGAGUACCUUGAAUCGCUUCUCAGCCUUACAGCAGGCGGCUCCUGCAGAGAGUCAGGACGCUCGGCGUGUGGUGCAAAGAAGCAGCAGUAGCCGCGACCGCUCUGAGAAGGGCAGCGAGCGAGGAGAGCGCUUGGAGCGUGAGCGGCUGGAGAGAGGCGAGCGCCUGGAGCGGUCAGAGAGGCUGGAACGGCCAGAUCGGAACAGGGCCCCCGUCACCAAGCGCAGCUUCAGCAAGGAGAUGGACGACAGGAGCCGGGAGCGCGAGAGGCAAGGGGUCCUCGAAACGGUGCGCAAAGUGGCCAGCAUGACGGAGGAACGGGACAGAAGCAGGGAGCCUGCAAAGCGUGAGCCAGCGACCGCUGAGCCACCUGCCAAACCUGCCUUGUCCGAGGAAGAGCUGGAGAAGAAAGCCAAGGCUAUCAUUGAAGAAUACCUGCACAUCAAUGACAUGAAGGAGGCGCUGCAGUGUGUGCAGGAACUGAACUGCCCCUCCCAGCUGUACAUCUUCGUACGGAACGGCAUCGAGUCCACGCUGGAGCGGAGCACGAUUGCCCGCGAGCACAUGGGGCUGCUGCUGUACCAGCUGGUCAAAGGAGACAGCCUCUCCAAGGAACAGUACUACAAAGGAUUGCAUGAGAUCCUGGAGAUUGGUGAAGACAUGGAGAUUGAUAUUCCACACAUAUGGCUGUACCUGGCGGAGAUCAUAACUCCCAUUCUGAGAGAAGGCGGUAUCCCCAUGGAAGAGUUGUUCAGGGAGAUCGGCAAGCCUUUGGUACCUAUAGGCAAGGCCACAACUCUGCUGCUGGAGAUCCUGGGCCUGCUUUGCAAAGGGAUGAGCCACAAGAAGGCAGGAACGCUGUGGAGAGAAGGAGGCCUUAGCUGGAAGGAGUUCCUGCCCGAGGACCAGGAUGUCAAUAAGUUCAUCACCGAGCAGAAAGUGGAGUACACAAUGGGUGACAGUUCUGACGCGCCCAGCCGCAAGGAGCUAACGUCUGAAGAUCUGUGCAAACAGCUAGAAAGGCUGUUGAAAGAAAAUGCAAACCACCAAAGGAUAUAUGACUGGGUUGAGGUAAACCUGAGUGAACAGCAGGUCUCCUCCAACAUGUUCGUCAGGGCCCUGAUGACGUCAGUGUGCCAUUCAGCUGUUGUCUUUGAGAAUCCUUACCGGAUGGACAGUCCUGUGAUUAAGAGCCGAGCCAAACUGCUGCAAAAAUACCUAAGUGAUGAACAGAAGGAGCUCCAGGCCCUCUACGCUUUACAGGCCCUCGUGGUAAAGCUGGACCAGCCAGCAAAUCUACUCCGAAUGUUCUUCGAUGCCUUGUACGAUGAGGAUGUGAUUAAAGAGGAUGCCUUCUACAAGUGGGAGUCGAGCAAAGACCCAGCCGAGCAGCAAGGGAAAGGUGUCGCGCUCAAGUCCGUCACGGCCUUCUACACUUGGCUGCGCGAAGCUGAUGACGAAUCUGACAACAACUGAGCACCCCCAUUGGGGGCGGGGGGGGGCGGACUGAGCCUGCCCCGGCUGCUCUGACCCCUCCCCAGAGCCUUGGACUCCUUUGGGUUGGCAGCGUGGGGGAAGGAUGCACAGGACUGGGUGCCGCUGUUCAUACCUCCCCUUCAUAGGACUUCUUUUUUUCCUUUUUUUUUUUGGUUGGGAUUUUUUGUUUUUUUGUUUUAACAGCCUGUAUUGGUUUGUGUCUGACGAUAAUAAAUUGAUGCUGAAGGAGGCGGUAGAUGUUGCUGUGGGCGCUCCGCUCAGCCCCUCCCCAGGCCAGUGCCCCAGGGCACCUGGAUGAUUUUAAUGAGCGGGGCCCCCAUUUCUUGCAGAUGCAAAGCGCCCAAAACACAUGUCUAUGGAAGGGGGGGCUGGGGAGCCUGAUGCCUCUGCUCCCCCCAUCUCCCCCUCCCAGUUAUUGAUGAAAUAUAGAGAGAUUAUAUAAAUAUAUAUAUAAAAUAUAAAUAUAGACUUAUUAAAUCUUUUGAGGUUUGAGAGGAUAGGACUCUGCUGUCCACAGACUUUGCCCUCCUAACUCCCACCCCCUUCCCUGCGCCCUCGGAUCACCGCCUGGAAUUACACAAAACCUCUUGACGGAUGUUGUUGCUUUU